This is a messenger RNA of Staurois parvus, 302 nucleotides long. The record is from the annotation of a GenBank genome assembly. Lineage: Eukaryota; Metazoa; Chordata; Amphibia; Anura; Ranidae.
GUAAAAGGCCAAUCACAGCGGCCUUUUACCAUGUGAUCAGCCGUGUCCAAUGACACGCUGAUCACUGGGAAAUGCAAUUGCCGGUUCUCGGCUGCACUUUCCUCACGCUGUCAGAGCAGCAGGGAUUGGCACCAAUCAUUAGGGCACCAGCAGUGCCACCCACCAGUACUGCCCACAAGUGCCCAGCAAUGCCACCCACCUGUGCCCAGCAGUGCCACCCACCUGUGCCCAUCAGUGCCCACCAGUGCCACCCAUCGGUACCCAUCAGUGCAGCCUAGCAGUGCCACCAGUCAGUGCCCAGC